UGUGCUUCUCCCUGCCUCUCCCGCGCCAGCAGCCCGUUACCCUGCACUUCUUCUGCCUCAUCAGAUGACGAUGCAGCUCAUCCGUCUCAAUCACUCACUCAUCUCCCCACCACUGGCACUGCUCGGCUGAGGAGGGACGGCUCGCUCCCUUUCACGUCCUCCUCGCCCCUCGUUUCUUUUGUGACCGUUUCUCUUUUGGUUAUUUUAGCACAUUCUGAGUGCGCUCGGACAAACGGCCGAUGACGUUGCGGCAACCCUUGAGCUGACUGACCGAGCUGCCCGCCUCCUUUUGCUCGCACCAUUCAUUGCCUGUGACGCCUGGCAUAUCGCACGCCACGUCACGGCAUGUGACGACGGAGGCAUUGAGCCGUUACGAGACUCGCUCGUAUCUUUUGCUGUUUCUGCGGCCGUGCCUCGCAACGGGUACAAGCAGCAGCUGUUUGAUCGUCGCACCCAGCGGCCUCCCUCCCUCAAUCACGACCUCUCGUUCCCAGGCGCUCGAACAGCGUCAUGCCGCUGUCCAAGGCGGCGACGGCGGCGAAGAGGCAGCGCCUUACGCUUGCUCAAUUAGCCGCGUACGAUGAUAUACUGACCGAUGCGCUUGUCGACCAUGUUUACUACUGGACGACCGUCCCCAAGAACCGCUCCACGUACCAUCCGUCGCGGGGCGUGAGCGAAGAGGUCAUCGCCAAGAUUGUCCAGGAUGAGAUUGUGCUCAACAAAAACCUGGAUGCUGCCGAGGAGAAGCUGCUGGCGACGGACGGCCUGAAGAGGUUCCUCGGGAGCCUCAAGACAGGCAAGGAAAAGGACGACUUCCGCCGGCACCUGCGGCGCUAUCUGCAAAUCUACAUGCCCGAUUGCCCGUUUGAGGUGAGCUCGACGAACCGAUACACCCUCGUCACGCACGAGGCGAGCAUCACCGCCCGACGCUACAUCAAGCGCAACGAGUCCAUCAAGUAUCUCUCGGGCAUCCAGGUCAACAUGACGCCCGAGGAGGAAAAUGAGAUUGCCGUGCGCAAGAAGGACUUCAGCGUCGUCGUCAGCUCGCGAAACAAAUGCACGAGCUUGUUCAUGGGCCCCGCUCGAUUCGCCAACCACGAUUGCGACGCCAACGCAAAGUUGAUGACGACGAGCCACGCCGGCAUCGAGAUCAUUGCUACGAAGCCGAUCGAGGUGGGCGAGGAGAUCACCGUGACAUACGGCGAGAGCUACUUUGGCGAGGACAACUGCGAAUGUCUCUGUCAGACGUGCGAGAGGAACCUGUGUAACGGGUGGCAGCCGGAGGAAGGUGCACCGGUAGCCAUCAAGCCAAGCGUGGAGGAGUCGGAAAAGCCAGUGGUCUAUUCACUUCGGCGCCGACGCAGAGACGACAGCAUAGGCGGGACCUCGUCGCGGACGCCGUCUGUGACGCCGGUGAUUCGCCCGCGCGUGUACAAGACGCGAAACAAGAGCUCAAGAUUCAGUAACGCGCAUGAUCCGUCACCGUCGGCAGAUUCUCCGGCCCCGGAUGCCGCCACGCCGUCGGGUCGCAAGCGGCCGAUUGAUGCUAUGGCGACGCCUCCGAUCACACCGGCUAAGCGCCUUAAACAUCUCGUGGAGCCGCCUCCUGCUGAGCCAGCCGUGUCAAGAGGAAGCUCUGUUAGCGGAAGUGUGGCGUCGAACAGCGGUGAUGCGUUGGACACGGAUGUGACAUCUCCAGAGAAGGACAGUCCAGAGCCUGUCCUGCAAACGCCAGUGAAGGAGCUGAAGGCAAAAGCUCCAUGCGAGUUCAAGAUAACUCGUGAGAUGAUGUUGCUGGCGAUGCUAGGAGUGUUCCCUCCGCAGAGCGUGCCUAGCAUGCGGUCGCCACCCUCGUCACAGAAUUCAGAAGGAGAGAAGACGUCGGGAGAGGCAUCAGAGCGGGCCGUUGUGGGGGUCGCCUCCACGCCUGUUGCUCCUCCAACCGACGCAGAGCCGACUGCCGCUUCAGUGGCCGUCAGCAUCGAGACCGUAGCUGAGGCGGACAUGGUACAGCCGGCAGCAAACACAGGUGUGGAGGCAGAGGUCAAACCGAAGACGAGAAAGUAUCAGCGUCGGGUGUUCAUAAAACAGGCCACGCCGCCGGCCCGGAUGCGGACCCCCGGCGACUACAUCCUCACACCUCUCUUGCUGUCCGAACCCGAGAUGGCUUGGGUCCAGUGCACAAACUGCACCAACUACUUUAUCCAACAAAACGCUUACUACACACGGGCCUCGUGCCCCCGCUGUGAGCGGCACUCGAAGCUGUACGGGUUCAUCUGGCCCAAGACGGAGAGGGCGGGACCCGGCGACAAGGAAGAGAGGAUUCUGGACCACCGGAUGGUGCACCGUUUCCUCGACCACUAUGACGAGCGCAGGGCUCGGGGCCGCAAGGUUAUGGAGCGCGAAGAGAGCGAAGAGGAAGAGGAGGAGGAAGAGGAGCAAGAGGAUGAGGCGCCGCGCGGACGGCGCUUGAAGCGAGGCGGGUCUUCGAUAACGAAGCCGGUGGGGGCGAGAGAGGCCAUCAAUGGUCUACGCCGGAGCAGCCGUGCGCGGAGAGUGAGCUCCCGACUGUCUGGUGAACAAGCGCGGCGAUAGAUGCGGAACGGCCUCGGCCUGUGUUAUCUUACUUGCGUGUUUGAGUUCGGCGCCUGUACAUGGAAGCGACAUCUUGAAUAAUCCCGAUAUGUACUAUUAUAGCUCGACUACAAUGCGUGAGCAGUAGUUAGAUGAAUCGUCAAGCCGCAUAGCC
Molecule: messenger RNA, 2749 nt
Organism: Purpureocillium takamizusanense
Lineage: Eukaryota; Fungi; Ascomycota; Sordariomycetes; Hypocreales; Ophiocordycipitaceae
Gene: set9
Product: histone lysine methyltransferase Set9
Exons: 2
Coding region: 511-2595 (694 amino acids)
Cellular component (GO): nucleus
Molecular function (GO): histone H4K20 methyltransferase activity; protein binding
Source: RefSeq, a predicted model, not a curated record